This is a messenger RNA of Misgurnus anguillicaudatus (oriental weatherfish), 2410 nucleotides long. It is a transcript of the gene chrna2a, whose product is annotated as cholinergic receptor, nicotinic, alpha 2a (neuronal). NCBI's taxonomy places the organism in Eukaryota, Metazoa, Chordata, Actinopteri, Cypriniformes, Cobitidae. The record is from RefSeq and is a predicted model, not a curated record. Gene Ontology annotation, molecular function: transmembrane signaling receptor activity; acetylcholine-gated monoatomic cation-selective channel activity. Gene Ontology annotation, cellular component: postsynaptic membrane. Gene Ontology annotation, biological process: monoatomic ion transmembrane transport.
GAGAAACGGCCAAAGCCAAAAAAUAACGGUUUAAUAUAUUAAUCACGUAACGUGACGUUGAUCUAAUAUUGAACAUCCUAUUGGCUCAACGGCAGACGAAUCAGCGAAUCAACCUCCAGUAAAUGCUUGUCUUAUGAAUAUUAACUAGAUUACGCACUUAUCACACAAAACAAUAGGUUACGGUACAGGAACUGUUUAAUAUUCAUGAUGACCACUACACUACUACGACCUUUCAUGAAAUAUCUUACAGGAACGUGUACCUCUCUAAACCAAAAAACACACCCUUUGUGUUAUCCGCUCUUAGGAUAACACACAUAUAUUACACAAUGUGUAUUAAAUAAAAACAACAAUGUAAUUUGCACGAAAUAAUUUAAAAAUAAAACAUUGAAUAAAGACUCAUUUAUAACAGAGCGGAACUCGCCUAACUUUGUCAUGUUUGUUUGUUUGACGAAUAAUUAUAAAUUAUACUUUCGUAUAUUUCAAAUGAGUGAGAAAAGCACAAUAUGACUCCGCCCACUAUCAUCAAUAGACACGCACAGGAGUGUUAUUACCUCUCUCAGUCCAUCAGCGUGAGUGUCUGUGAUGCAGGACUGCACGAGCAUGACAUGAAAACAAUCAUGAUACAUUAUUUCAAACAUUUCAUCCGACUUUGACUUCUGUCUGUGGAGAUGGCACAAAAUCAUCCACUACUGUUAUUUCUUCAGACUCUCUUGCUGUUCUUUUCUAUUGUGGAAAACGUUACACCUGUAUUAUCAGAUGGAUGGAUGCAUGCACAUGCAGAAGACAAACUCUUUAAAAAACUCUUCAUGGGUUACAAUAAAUGGUCCAGACCUGUGCGAAACAUCAGUGACGUAGUUAUUAUCAAGUUCGGCCUCUCCAUCGCCCAGCUUAUUGAUGUGGAUGAGAAGAAUCAGAUGAUGACGACAAAUGUUUGGCUAAAGCAGGAAUGGAAUGAUUAUAAACUGCGCUGGAACCCUUCUGAUUUUGAUAAUGUAACAUCUAUCAGAGUCCCAUCUGAGAUGAUUUGGGUCCCUGACAUUGUCCUGUAUAAUAAUGCCGAUGGUGAGUUUGCCGUGACUCAUAUGACCAAAGCCCAUUUGUUUUACACGGGGAAGGUGAGCUGGAUUCCUCCAGCCAUCUAUAAGAGUUCCUGCAGUAUCGAUGUCACCUUCUUCCCCUUUGACCAGCAAAACUGCAAGAUGAAGUUCGGCUCCUGGACGUACGACAAGGCAAAGAUCGAUCUCGAGCAAAUCGAGAACACGGUUGACUUAAAGGACUACUGGGAAAGCGGAGAAUGGGCCAUCGUGAACGCUGUGGGAACGUACAACACGAAAAAAUACGACUGCUGCCACGAGAUCUACCCAGACAUCACCUACUUCUUCAUCAUCCGCCGUUUGCCCCUGUUUUACACCAUCAACCUCAUCAUUCCCUGUCUGCUCAUCUCCUGUUUGACUGUACUGGUGUUUUAUUUACCGUCAGACUGUGGAGAGAAAAUCACGUUGUGUAUUUCCGUUCUUCUUUCCCUCACCGUCUUCCUCCUGCUGAUCACAGAGAUCAUUCCUUCAACGUCGCUGGUCAUUCCUCUGAUCGGCGAGUAUCUUCUCUUCACCAUGAUUUUCGUCACCCUUUCAAUAGUCAUCACUGUAUUUGUGCUGAACGUACAUCAUCGUUCUCCCUGCACGCAUAAAAUGCCCCGCUGGGUUCAUUCAGUGUUUCUGAAUCUAAUCCCUCGCUGGCUUUUCAUGCGCCGCCCAGAACCCAAUCACAAGCCCCACCGGUUCUUCUUCAUGCAGGAGAAGAGCAAGACGCCGGACCUCAGCACAUCCAAAAGCUGGAUCCACCAGGAGACGGAUGGAAGGGGUUGUCAGGACAUGGAGUUUGGAGUCGGGAUGGAGAGACCCAAUUCCAUUUCCUCCCCAUCUGCAACAUCUCUGCAUUUGUCUGACUCUGAACCUUUACUCCAGAAGUAUGAGCUCCAGCAGUUAGGACACGUGGUGAACUCCUGCCAGUGUCCAGCAGACUUUACUAACCUUGUGUUAGAGCGAACAGCAACUUUCUCUCCAUGUGUGCUUCGAGCCUUGGAUGGGGUCAGAUACAUCGCUGAUCAUCUGCGAGCUGAGGAAGAAGAUUUUUCAGUCAAGGAGGACUGGAAAUAUGUAGCGAUGGUGAUUGAUCGAAUCUUCCUGUGGAUGUUCAUCAUUGUGUGUCUGUUGGGAACCGUCGGCCUGUUUCUGCCUCCCUGGUUAUCAGGAAUGAUCUGAGUGAGAUCUGAGAGUUCUCCAUCUCGAGAUCAGAAGUGGACGUGACGGGUUUGGCUAUAUUCGCUCGUACUCUAGCCUGAUCCACAGCGUCCAGGAGAUUUUUGGAGUCCAUGGCGAGCGUGUGAGCGGCCGCCAGCAUUUGUUUCUUA